CGUGCGCGGCAGCAGUUGGGAUCUUUGCUCUUGCUCAUAUUACAGGGAGCGAUCGGCUGCAAGAAAGAAGACGUCCUAUAAACAUAUGGGAAAUUAUAAGUCCAGGCCGACCCAGACCUGCACGGAUGAGUGGAAGAAAAAGGUGAGCGAGUCCUAUCAGGUGAUCGCGGAGCGGCUGGAGGAUGACCUUCACAUUAAAGAGGUGGAGCACGCUGAGCUUCAGCUGGUUUUCAGCUCAGACGAAGCCUUUGGCAAAGUCAAUUUAAACUAUCGAACAGAGAAUGGCCUAUCUCUCCUUCACUUGUGCUGUAUCUGCGGCGGUAAUAAGUCCCAUAUUAGAACGCUGAUGCUGAAAGGCUUACGUCCGUCCAGACUGACUAAGAAUGGCUUUACCGCUCUCCAUAUGGCGGCAUACAAGGACAACUCGGAGAUACUUACGGCAUUACUACACGGUGGAGCAGAUAUUCAGCAGGUUGGCUAUGGCGCACUCACCGCACUCCACAUUGCAACGAUUGCGGGAAAUCACGAGGCAGUCGACAUUUUAUUACAACACGGGGCAUAUGUCAACGUUCAGGACGCAGUAUUCUUUACCCCAUUACACAUUGCCGCGUACAACGGGCAUGAGCAGGUCACUCGUCUUCUCUUGAAAUUUGGUGCAGAUGUUAAUAUGAGUGGAGAGGUCGGAGACAGACCCCUGCACCUUGCCUCAGCCAAGGGAUAUCUCACAAUCACAAAAUUAUUAAUGGAAGAAGGUACCAAGACAGAUGUCAAUGCCCAAGAUAAUGAAGAUCACGUUCCGCUUCAUUUCUGCUCCCGAUUCGGGCACCAUGAAAUUGUCAGAUAUCUUCUGCAGAAUAACUCUGAUUUGCAGCCCCACGUGAUGAAUAUAUAUGGGGACACGUCCUUACACCUCGCCUGUUACAAUGGAAAGUUUGAAGUGGUGAAGGAAUUAAUUCAGCUGUCAGGUACGGAGAGUCUGACGAAGGAAAACAUUUUCAGUGAAACAGCUUUUCAUAGCGCAUGCACAUACGGCAAAAAUCUGGAGCUCAUUAAAUUUCUUCUUGAUCAAAACGUCCUCAACAUCAACCACCAGGGUAGAGAUGGACAUACAGGAUUACACUGCGCGUGCUACCACGGCCACAUACGGCUGGUUCAGUUCUUGCUCGACAACGGAGCCGACAUGAACCUCGUCGCCAGCGAUCCCAGUAAAUCGAGCGGGGAAAAGGAUGAACAGACGUGCCUAAUGUGGGCUUACGAAAAAGGUCACGACGGCAUCGUUACCCUGCUGAAGCAUUACAAGCGGCCUCAGGAAGAAUCUCCCUGUAAUGAGUACUCGCAGCCCGGUGGAGAUGGCUCCUACGUAUCCGUCCCAUCUCCUCUCGGGAAGAUUAAAAGCUUGACAAAAGAGAAAGCCGACGUCCUCCUCCUGCGUGCCAGCCUGCCCUCGCACUUUCACCUUCAGAUGUCAGAAAUAGAAUUUCACGAAAUAAUUGGAUCAGGGUCAUUCGGGAAAGUAUACAAAGGAAGAUGCAGAAAUAAAAUCGUCGCCAUUAAGAGAUACCGAGCCAACACUUACUGCUCCAAAUCCGACGUGGACAUGUUCUGCCGGGAGGUCUCCAUACUGUGCCGCCUCAAUCACCCGUGCAUCAUUCAGUUUGUUGGUGCCUGUUUGGAUGACCCCAGUCAGUUUGCUAUAGUGACUCAGUACGUCUCGGGAGGAUCGUUAUUUUCUCUUCUCCAUGAGCAGAAAAGGAACCUUGACUUGCAAUCAAAGUUGAUUAUCGCUGUGGAUGUGGCCAAAGGCAUGGAGUAUCUCCACAACCUGACCUACCCCAUCAUCCACCGGGAUCUGAACAGUCACAACAUCCUGCUGUAUGAGGACGGUCAUGCUGUAGUCGCUGACUUUGGAGAAUCAAGAUUUCUUCAGUCAAUGGAUGAGGACAACAUGACCAAGCAGCCCGGGAACCUUCGAUGGAUGGCUCCAGAAGUCUUCAGUCAGUCCACCCGGUAUACCAUCAAGGCCGACGUGUUCAGCUAUGCUUUGUGUCUCUGGGAGCUGCUAACCGGAGAAAUCCCUUUCGCCCAUUUAAAGCCAGCUGCUGCAGCGGCAGACAUGGCUUAUCAUCAUAUCCGACCACCUAUAGGAUAUUCUAUACCCAAGCCCAUAUCGUCUCUGCUGAUGAGAGGAUGGAACGCAUGCCCUGAAGGAAGGCCGGAGUUCUCAGAAGUUGUGUCCAAGUUAGAAGAAUGUCUCUGCAACAUUGAGCUGAUGUCUCCAGGAUCUAGUAACAGCAGCGGUUCACUUUCACCGUCUGCCUCAUCGGACUGCCUGGUCGCCCACGGUGGCCCUGGACGUAGCCACGUAGCGGCUCUUCGUUCUCGCUUUGAGUUGGAGUAUGCCUUAAAUUCGAGAGCCUACUCAGCCUGGCCUCAGAGCACAGACGCUGCCCCUAGACAUGGUCUGACCUUAGAACAAAUGAGGAAAAGUUUCCAGUACCCACCAAUAGACAAGAAUGGUUAUGUGUCUGAUCCCAUGAGCACAAUGCGAUUUCAUUCUUGCUGCAGGAGCAGCAGUUUCGAAGACAGUAACUGACAGAUGGAGCCGUUACUGGCUGUGACGAUAUCCCGGUAAAAGGGCGAGCACACCGCCACCUGAUAGCCCGGAGGGAAGUGUUUACACGCGACAGUCAUCUUUUUUUAUUUACGUUGGAUAAUUCAUCUUUAUGGUUUUGUUUUGCUCUUGUUUCAUUACAUGAUAUGGCUGUAAGCUUUUAUCAAGUGUAACCUGGCGAAAAUAAAAUAAAAUACAA
This is a messenger RNA of Bufo bufo (common toad), 2810 nucleotides long. RefSeq names its product TNNI3 interacting kinase (gene TNNI3K). Bases 86 to 2593 code for a protein of 835 amino acids. The transcript is spliced from 25 exons. Gene Ontology annotation, molecular function: protein binding; ATP binding; protein kinase activity. NCBI's taxonomy places the organism in Eukaryota, Metazoa, Chordata, Amphibia, Anura, Bufonidae. Gene Ontology annotation, biological process: protein phosphorylation. The record is from RefSeq and is a predicted model, not a curated record.